Molecule: messenger RNA, 1367 nt
Organism: Hibiscus syriacus
Lineage: Eukaryota; Viridiplantae; Streptophyta; Magnoliopsida; Malvales; Malvaceae
Product: thaumatin-like protein 1
Exons: 3
Coding region: 230-1294 (354 amino acids)
Biological process (GO): defense response
Cellular component (GO): extracellular region
Source: RefSeq, a predicted model, not a curated record
AAAAUGGGGGAGUGAAUUCCCAGUAAUCGUGUAGGAAAAUGGAGAUUCAACUCGCUCUCUCCACUCGAAGUUAACCACUACAUUGUCCUUUGUUCCGCCAUUGUUGCGUCAUUGUCCAUAUUCUGAACCUUAAACCCAGAUACUUCACGUUCACGCUGCUCCAUUUUUAAAUCUUUUAAGCUUCAUCUAGCUAACUAAGAAAGGGGAAGGAAGCAGCACCAGAACCCUGAUGGGUCCUCACUUCAUUAGCUCAUUAGCUCUCAUUGUCUUGCUUGUGACCCCAAAAAGGUUAUAUGGUGCUUCGUUUACAUUCGUCAACCGAUGUGACUAUAAUGUCUGGCCUGGGAUUUUAGCAAAUGCAGGCAGUCCUAAACUCGACAGCACUGGAUUCGUGCUCCCAAAAGACUCGUCUCGUUCGUUUCAAGCUCCGACGGGUUGGUCGGGUCGUUUCUGGGGCCGAACGGGCUGCAAAUUCGAAGGAUCCGGCUCCGGAACCUGCCUGACAGGCGACUGCGGAUCGGGUCAGGUGGAAUGCAACGGACUCGGAGCUGCCCCGCCCGUAACUCUGGCUGAGUUCACUCUUGGAACAGGCGGGCAAGAUUUUUACGACGUCAGCCUCGUUGACGGCUACAACAUGCCGAUGAUUGUCGAAGGCAGUGGGGGGUCCCGUCGUUGCGCUUCUACCGGGUGUACGACCGACUUGAACCGACAGUGUCCGUCGGAACUCCGGGUCGGCGACGGCGACGCCUGCAAAAGCGCGUGCGAGGCGUUUGGAAGCCCUGAAUAUUGUUGUAGCGGCGCGUACGGCACACCCGCCACAUGCAAGCCGUCCGUUUAUUCCGAGAUGUUCAAGGCCGCCUGUCCCAGAUCUUACAGCUAUGCGUACGAUGAUACUACGAGUACUUUCACCUGUACUGGCGCAGACUAUACGGUGACGUUUUGUCCAUCCUCUCCAAGUCAGAAAUCUACCCCUGUAACAGAAACAACUCCAACUACCCCAAAGACAGGCUCAACAUCACAAGGAUCAGGGUUGGAACCCGGGUUAACGUAUUCGGGUAACGGUUAUGGAUAUCCGGGUUCCGGAUAUACAAGUUCAGGUUAUGUAUACCCUGAAAGUGGUUACUCGGGUUCGGGUUUGAACACUGAACCAGAAGCAGGAGGGUCUGGGCAAACAAUGUUGACAGAUGGGUCAUGGUUAGCUGGUUUAGCAAUGGGAGACACACCAGCAACAGCUCCUUGUAGUCUACUCAUUGCAUUAUCUCUUUGGUUUUCAUGGCAUCAAUUCUACCUGUAGCCCUUCUCCAUCUAUGUAGUACGGCCUUUUUUAUUUUUUGGUUUGGUUUGUUGGUGUGAAUUAUUUAGAAAAU